Molecule: messenger RNA, 10375 nt
Organism: Chinchilla lanigera (long-tailed chinchilla)
Lineage: Eukaryota; Metazoa; Chordata; Mammalia; Rodentia; Chinchillidae
Gene: Dmxl2
Product: Dmx-like 2
Biological process (GO): vacuolar acidification
Cellular component (GO): RAVE complex
Molecular function (GO): protein binding
Source: RefSeq, a predicted model, not a curated record
GCGGCGGGCGGGCGCGGCGCUGAGGGAGCGCGGGCGGGUCCCGGGGCGCGGCGCUCGGAGAUGCAUCUGCACCAGGUCCUCACCGGGGCUGUCAACCCCGGCGACAACUGCUACUCGGUGGGCAGCGUCGGGGACGUCCCCUUCACGGCCUAUGGAUCCGGCUGUGACAUUGUUAUUUUGGCAAACGACUUCGAAUGUGUGCAGAUCAUUCCUGGUGCUAAGCAUGGGAACAUCCAAGUCAGCUGCGUGGAGUGUUCCAACCAACAAGGAAGAAUUGCAGCUUCGUAUGGAAAUGCUGUGUGUAUAUUUGAGCCCCUUGGCAUAAAUUCUCAUAAGAGGAAUUGUCAACUCAAGUGUCAGUGGCUUAAAACCGGGCAGUUUUUUUUGAGUUCUGUUACGUACAACCUGGCGUGGGACCCUCAAGAUAACAGAUUAUUGACAGCAACGGAUUCUGUUCAGUUGUGGGCUCCUCCAGGAGGUGAUAUUCUGGAAGAGGAGGAAGAAAUUGACAAUAAACUUCCUCCCGUUUUAAAUGAUUGGAAGUGCGUCUGGCAGUGCAAAACCUCAGUAUCUGUACAGUUGAUGGAAUGGUCUCCAGAUGGUGAAUAUUUUGCAACUGCUGGAAAGGACGAUUGUCUUUUGAAAGUGUGGUACCCUAUGACUGGUUGGAAGUCUUCAAUCAUACCUCAGGACCAUCAGGAAGUGAAACGAAGACAGGCCUCGACCCAGUUCUCCUUUGUUUACUUGGCACAUCCCCGAGCGGUGACAGGUUUUUCCUGGCGUAAAACUAGCAAGUAUAUGCCCAGGGGCUCUGUCUGUAACGUAUUACUAACUUCAUGCCAUGACGGUGUGUGCCGGCUCUGGGCAGAAACCUUACUGCCAGAAGACUGCCUUAUGGGUGAGCAGAUCUGUGAGACCACCACUUCCAGCAUUGCCAGCCCGCUCUCUCAUACCGGAAGACACAAAGACAGGAUCCAGCAUGCUCUGGAGACAAUACACCACUUGAAGAAUUUAAGGAAAGGACAGCGGAGGUCUUCUGUCCUCGUCACUCACACUGAGCUGAUGCCUGACCAGACGGCCAUGCACGAAGUCCAGAGGCACAUUUCCCACCAUGCCAAUGCCCUGUGUCACUUCCACAUCGCUGCGAGCAUCAACCCGGCCACAGAUAUCCCAAAUGCCCUGGUCGGCACUGCAUUUAACAUUGAGGAUGGAAAUGGGGGUUUUGUAGUUCACUGGUUGAACAACAAGGAAUUUCAUUUUACAUCUUCAGCUGAAAUAUUCAUGCAUCAACUGCGAAAGCUUUCUGAGAAACAUUUAGAUCAUGAAAGCGAUGAUGCGGAUAGAGAAGAUGAGGAGCGUUCCCAGGAGGAGAGAGAGAGGGGCUUACGCAUGAAACUAGACCACGAAUUAUCCCUGGAUAGAGAGUCAGAGGGAGGUACAGGCUCAUCGGAGCAUGAAGACGGAGAGCGAGAGGCCAGCCCAAGGGCCUGCCACCGGCCCAGCCUCGCAGUGCCGCUGCCCACGGUCCUGCUGGACCGCAAGAUCGAGACGCUGCUGGCCGAGUGGAACAAGAACCCUGACAUGCUCUUCACAGUGCACCCCAUCGAUGGCACCUUUCUUGUGUGGCAUGUAAAGUAUUUGGAUGAGUACAACCCUGGGAUAUUUAGACAAGUCCAGGUUUCUUUUUCGUCUCGAAUUCCUGUUGCGUUUCCCUCAGGUGACGCCAACUCCCUGAGUAAAAAUAUCAUGAUGUAUGCCUGUGUAAGCGUAGCGAAAGACUCGCACCACAGCCCGCCCCCCCAGGAGCUGUUGUCGGUGGGCAGCCCCUGCAGAUCACAGCUGCCCUCCAGGGCACACAGCGUGAGUGUGAACAUCCUAGAUCCCACAGUGAUGAUGGUCUCGAAGCACGUCGAUGGCUCUCUCAACCAGUGGGCGGUCACCUUUGCUGACAAGUCUGCCUUCACCACUGUUCUCACUGUAUCCCACAAGUUCCGAUACUGCGGUCACCGCUUUCACCUCAAUGACCUGGCGUGCCAUUCAGUUUUGCCAUUGUUGUUGACAUCUUCCCAUCAUAAUGCCCUGUUGACUCCUGAUUCCAAUUGCCAGUGGGACUCAGACAGUAAAUUAAGUAGACUAGUGGAUCCUGUCAGACAUACAAAAGGUUUGUCAAAACAGCCUCUCAGGAACGCAGCCACUCGUACGUUUCAUGACCCAAACGCAAUCUACAGUGAGCUGAUUCUGUGGCGUGUGGACCCCAUAGGCCCUUUGUCCUACACUGGCGGAGUGUCAGAGCUGGCCAGGAUCAACUCCCUCCACACCUCAGCCUUCUCCAACGUGGCUUGGCUCCCAACCCUUAUUCCCAGUUAUUGUCUUGGCACAUACUGCAAUUCUGCAAGUGCUUGCUUUGUUGCUUCUGAUGGCAAAAAUCUGCGACUCUAUCAAGCUGUAGUAGAUGCAAGAAAGUUACUGGAUGAACUGUCAGACCCAGAGUCCUCAAAACUUAUUGGAGAAGUGUUUAAUAUUGUGAGCCAACAGUCUACUGCCCGACCUGGCUGCAUUAUUGAACUUGAUGCGAUAACUGACCAAUGUGGCUCAAAUACACAGUUGCUUCAUGUGUUUCAAGAAGACUUCAUUAUAGGAUAUAAGCCACACAAGGAAGAUCUGGAGAAAAAGGAGACAGAGAUAUUUUUUCAGCCAUCACAAGGGUAUCGCCCACCACCGUUUUCAGAGAAGUUCUUUCUCGUAGUCAUUGAGAAGGACAGCAACAGUUAUUCCAUCCUCCACAUGUGGCAUCUCCACCUGAAGUCCGUGCAGGCGUGCUUAGCUAAAGCUUCAGAAGGUGUUUCAUCUGAGAGUCUGCUGUCAGUUCCUGGACAGAAGAAUGUGGACUCUUCUCCAGAAACCUCCCCUAGCGUGAGCCCCAUGCCGCAUUCGUCAUCCAUUGCCAACCUCCAGACUGCUAGUAAACUGAUCCUGAGUUCCAGUCUGGUGUACAGCCAGCCUCUUGAUCUCCCAGAAGGAGUGGAAGUCAUAAGAGCUACACCUUCAGCUGGUCAUCUGAGUUCCUCUUCCAUUUAUCCAGUGUGCCUUGCGCCUUACUUAGUGGUUACAACUUGCUCUGACAAUAAAGUACGCUUCUGGAAGUGCUGUAUGGAACCCAGCCUGCCAGGUACUACAGGUGGCGAGAAGGAGACCUAUCACUGGAGGAGGUGGCCCCUGAUGAACGACGAGGGAGAAGCCAACAGCAGCACAGUGAGCAUUGUGGGAAGGCCCGUUGCUGUUAGCUGCUCGUACACAGGCCGCCUGGCAGUGGCUUACAAGCAGCCUGUCCACCACAAUGGCUUUGUUUCUAAAGAAUUCUCCAUGCACGUUUGCAUAUUCGAAUGUGAAUCAACAGGAGGGUCUGAAUGGGUUUUAGAGCAAACAAUUCAUCUUGAUGAUUUGGUGAAGGUUGGGAGUGUACUUGACUCAAGGAUCAGCGUGGAUAGUAAUCUUUUUGUGUAUAGCAAAUCAGAUGCACUUUUAAGCAAGGAUCGGUACCUUAUUCCAAAUAUCAAGCAUUUGGUGCAUUUGGACUGGGUGUCCAAAGAAGAUGGCUCCCACAUUCUCACGGUGGGAGUCGGUGCUAACAUCUUCAUGUACGGCAGGCUCUCAGGAAUUGUGACCGAGCAGACCAACAGUAAGGAUGGGGUUGCUGUCAUCACUUUACCACUUGGUGGUAGCAUCAAGCAAGGAGUUCGGUCAAGAUGGGUCCUUCUCCGGUCCAUAGACUUGGUGUCCUCUGUUGAUGGUACCCCUUCCCUGCCCGUUUCUCUCUCUUGGGUGAGGGAUGGGAUACUGGUUGUGGGCAUGGACUGUGAGAUGCAUGUGUACGCCCAGUGGAAACAUGCUGCCAAGUUUGGAGACGCUGAAGUUGACGGUUCCAGUGUGGAAGAGACAGUCAUACAAGUUCAUUCUUCCUUUAAAUCGAGUAUGCUGGCAAGAAAAAGUCUGGUUGAAGGAACAGCUGUUGCUGAUGAUGUUUUCUGUUCUCCAACUGUAGUUCAGGACGGUGGCUUAUUUGAGGCUGCACAUGUGCUAUCCCCUACCCUUCCACAGUAUCAUCCAACUCAGCUUUUAGAAUUGAUGGAUUUAGGGAAGGUUCGAAGGGCUAAAGCCAUUCUGUCUCAUUUAGUGAAGUGUAUCGCAGGCGAAGUUGCAAUAGUUAGAGACCCGGAUGCCGGAGAAGGAAGUAAGCGACAUCUUUCUCGAACUAUUAGUGUCAGUGGCAGCACAGCAAAGGAUACAGUCACCAUAGGCAAAGAUGGCACUCGUGAUUAUACUGAGAUCGACUCCAUUCCCCCACUACCACUGUAUGCGCUGCUUGCUGCGGAUCAGGAUGCGACCUACAGAAUUUCAGAAGAAAGUGUGAAGAUGCCGCAGGGCUAUGAUCAUCCUGAGAGUCAAGCAGGGGAUCAGUAUUCAGAGCUGUUCCAAGUCCAGGAUAUAACGACGGAUGAUAUUGACUUAGAGCCAGAAAAGAGAGAAAACAAAUCCAAAGUCAUAAACCUUUCCCAGUAUGGGCCAGCUUACUUCGGCCAGGAACAUGCCAGGGUGCUCUCCAGUCAUCUCAUGCACUCCAGUCUGCCAGGCCUCACCCGGCUGGAGCAGAUGUUCCUCGUGGCCUUGGCUGACACUGUGGCCACCACCAGCACCGAGCUCGAUGAAAACAGAGAUAAGCACUACUCAGGAAGAGACACGUUGGAUGAGUGUGGCCUGCGGUACUUGUUGGCUAUGCGCCUGCACACGUGCCUCUUAACAUCGCUGCCCCCUCUCUACCGAGUCCAGCUGCUUCACCAAGGUGUGUCUACAUGCCAUUUUGCCUGGGCUUUUCAUUCGGAGGCUGAGGAGGAGCUAAUCAAUAUGAUCCCAGCGAUCCAGCGAGGGGACCCGCAGUGGUCAGAGCUGAGAGCCAUGGGCAUAGGGUGGUGGGUGAGGAAUAUCAGCACUCUUCGAAGAUGCAUUGAAAAGGUUGCCAAAGCUGCUUUUCAGCGGAAUAGUGAUGCCUUGGAUGCUGCGUUAUUCUACCUUUCUAUGAAGAAGAAAGCGGUAGUGUGGGGUCUGUUUAGGUCACAGCAUGAUGAGAAAAUGACGGCAUUUUUCAGCCACAACUUCAAUGAAGAUAGGUGGCGCAAGGCUGCUUUGAAGAAUGCCUUCUCUCUACUUGGAAAACAACGCUUUGAGCAGUCUGCUGCCUUUUUCUUGUUAGCUGGCUCAUUGAAAGAUGCCAUAGAGGUAUGUCUUGAAAAAAUGGAAGACAUUCAGCUAGCCAUGGUUAUUGCUCGUUUGUAUGAAUCUGAAUUUGAGACCUCAUCUACUUACAUAUCCAUCUUGAAUCAGAAGAUUUUGGGUUGCCAAAAGGAUGGCUCUGGAUUUGACUGCGGAAGAUUGCACCCUGACCCUUUUCUGCGUAGUCUUGCCUAUUGGGUGAUGAAAGAUUACUCCCGGGCCUUGGACACAUUGCUGGAACAGACACCAAAGGAGGAGGAUGAACGGCAAGUUAUCAUCAAAUCCUGCAACCCAGUGGUAUUUAGUUUUUACAACUACCUUCGAACACAUCCUUUGCUUAUUCGAAGAAACCUGGCCUCCCCCGAAGGAACUUUGGCAACUUUAGGUCUGAAAACUGAGAAAAACUUUGCUGAUAAGAUCAACCUCAUUGAAAGAAAAUUAUUCUUUACCACUGCAAAUGCUCAUUUUAAAGUUGGAUGCCCAGUUUUAGCUCUGGAGGUACUUUCUAAAAUUCCCAAAGUAACCAAAGUGUCUGCCUUAUCUGCAAAAAAGGACCAGGCUGGCUUUGUUUCUAAAACGAUGGGUGGUGGACCUUCAGAACCCGAGGCUGUGAGUAGUGGCAGUGCGAGUGCUGGCCCCGACUGGUCAAGCAUGACCUCGUCACAGUUCGACUGGAGCCAGCCUGUUGCUGAGGUUGAUGAGGAACAGCUUACUCUUGACUGGGGUGAAGAUCACGACAGUGCCUUAGAAGAGGACGAAGAUGCUGCUGGCUUAGUGAUGAAGAGCUCAGGUGCCAGGGAGAAGGAUGCAGGGGAAGGUGAGAGGGCCCCAGCACUUGUCACGUCCCUGACCCCUCAGGAGGAGGAUGCUCCUGACUGCGACACUGAAGUGGAUGUGAUUGCUGAACAGCUAAAGUUCAGAGCUUGUUUAAAGAUCCUUAUGACGGAACUAAGAACUUUGGCUACAGGGUAUGAAGUAGAUGGAGGGAAGCUCAGGUUUCAGCUCUAUAACUGGCUUGAAAAGGAAAUUGCUGCCUUGCAUGAGAUAUGUAAUCAUGAAGCAGUUGUUAAAGAAUACUCCAGCAAAAUGUGUUCCAAGGUAGACAGUGAUCUUCUGAACCAGGAGGCAGCGGUGGACAGACCAGAUGUUGGAUCCUAUGAGCGUCACCAGAUGGAAAGACGGAGGCUGCAGGCUAAACGAGAGCACGCUGAGCGACGGAAGCUGUGGUUGCAGAGAAACCAGGAUCUCCUCAGAGUGUUUCUUAGUUACUGCAGCCUUCACGGGGCCCAGGGAGGCGGCCUGGCUUCCGUAAGAAUGGAGCUCAAAUUUUUGCUACAGGAGUCACAGCAGGAAACCACGGUGAAGCAACUCCAGUCUCCGCUGCCACUGCCUACGACCCUGCCGCUGCUGUCAGCAAGCAUUGCAGCCACAAAGACAGUCAUAGCGAACCCGGUGCUGUACUUGAAUAACCACGUCCAUGACAUCCUCUACACCAUUGUGCAGAUGAAGACGCCGCCUCAUCCCAGUGUUGAGGACGUGAAGGUGCACACACUUCAUUCACUAGCAGCAUCACUUUCUGCAUCAAUUUACCAAGCUUUAUGUGACAGUCAUAGCUACAGCCAGCCGGAAGGGAGUCAGUUCACAGGAAUGGCUUACCAGGGGCUGCUUCUAAGUGAUCGCCGGAGACUAAGGACAGAAAGCAUCGAAGAACAUGCAACACCAAACUCAUCUCCUGCUCAGUGGCCCGGUGUGAGCUCGCUCAUCAACUUGCUGAGUUCAGCCCAGGAUGAAGACCAGCCGAGGCUGAACGUGCUGCUGUGCGAAGCUGUGGUUGCUGUUUACUUGAGCUUGCUGAUCCACGCUCUUGCCACGAACUCUUCCAACGAGCUCUUCCGGCUCGCAGCCCACCCAUUAAACAGCCGGAUGUGGGCUGCCGUCUUUGGUGGGGGUGCGAAACUUGUUGUGAAGCCUCGAAGACAGUCAGAAAAUAUCUCAGCACCUCCUCUGCCCUCUGAAGACGUGGACAAGCACCGCAGGAGGUUCAACAUGCGGAUGCUGGUCCCCGGGCGUCCGGUGAAGGACGCCACCCCACCGCCGGUGCCUGCAGAGAGGCCAUCCUACAGGGAGAAGUUCAUCCCUCCCGAGCUCAGCAUGUGGGAUUACUUUGUUGCCAAGCCAUUCCUUCCUUUGUCUGAUAGUGGUGUCAUCUACGACUCCGAUGAAAGCGUUCACAGUGACGACGAAGAUGACGAUGCCUUUUUCUCAGACACACAGAUACAGGAGCACCAAGACCCAAAUUCCUAUAGCUGGGCUCUUCUGCAUCUGACAAUGGUGAAACUAGUGCUUCAUAAUGUCAAGAAUUUCUUUCCCAUUGCUGGACUGGAAUUCUCUGAACUGCCUGUAACGUCACCAUUGGGUAUUGCUGUGAUUAAAAACUUGGAGAACUGGGAGCAGAUUCUGCAAGAGAAAAUGGAUCAGUUUGAAGGCCCACCCCCCAACUACAUCAACACAUACCCAACUGACCUUUCAGUAGGAGCUGGACCUGCUAUUCUUCGAAAUAAAGCAAUGCUGGAACCCGAGAACACGCCAUUCAAGUCCCGGGAUUCUUCUGCGCUCCCAGUCAAACGGCUGUGGCAUUUCCUUGUUAAACAGGAAGUCCUCCAAGAGACAUUCAUCAGAUACAUCUUCACUAAGAAGAGGAAACAGAGUGAGUCUGUAGAAGAACGUGUGGAGCAGGGCAGACCUCACUGCAUGGCAGAGGAUGGCCACGCCAAGGUCGAAGCUGAUCUGGGCUACCCAGGAGGCAAGGCCAAGGUCAUUCACAAGGAGUCCGACAUGAUCAUGGCAUUUUCCGUUAACAAGGCAAAUUGUAAUGAAAUUGUUCUGGCUUCAACACAUGAUGUUCAAGAACUGGAUGUGACUUCUCUGCUGGCCUGUCAGCCUUACAUAUGGAUUGGAGAGGAAUAUGACAGAGAAUCCAAAAGCUCCGACGACGUUGACUACCGAGGUUCCACCACCACCCUGUACCAGCCGAGCGCGGCAACCCACCCAGUGAGCCAGGUGCACCCACCUUCGUCCAUGCCCUGGCUGGGCAGCGGGCAGACCAGCACUGGUGCCAGCGUGCUUAUGAAGAGGAAUCUACACAACGUGAAGAGAAUGACCUCACACCCUGUCCAUCAGUACUACCUGACAGGUGCCCAGGACGGCAGCGUCCGCAUGUUUGAGUGGACACGCCCGCAGCAGCUCGUCUGCUUCCGUCAAGCUGGCAACGCAAGAGUCACUAGGCUGUAUUUCAACUCACAAGGCAACAAGUGUGGUGUUGCGGAUGGAGAGGGUUUCCUGAGUAUCUGGCAAGUGAACCAAACAGCGUCCAGCCCUAAACCUUACAUGAGCUGGCAGUGCCACAGUAAAGCCACAAGUGACUUUGCGUUUAUUACCUCUUCAAGUCUGGUUGCCACAUCUGGACAGUCCAAUGACAACAGAAAUGUAUGCCUGUGGGACACGCUAAUACCGCCUGGGAACAGCCUCAUUCAUGGUUUCACAUGCCACGAGCACGGGGCCACUGUGCUGCAGUACGCGCCCCGCCAGCAGCUCCUCAUCUCGGGGGGCAGGAAAGGCUGCAUCUGCAUCUUCGACAUCAGGCAGCGGCAGCUGCUGCACACGUUCCAGGCCCACGACUCGGCCAUCAAGGCGCUGGCUCUGGACCCCUGCGAGGAGUACUUCACCACGGGCUCUGCGGAGGGGAACAUCAAGGUCUGGAGGUUGACUGGCCACGGCCUCAUCCACUCCUUUAAGCACGAGCACGCGAAGCAGUCCAUAUUCCGGAACCUUGGGGCUGGUGUCAUGCAGAUUGAGCUAGUCCCAGGCAGCCGGCUCUUCUCCUGUGGCGCUGACGGCACCCUGAAAACCAGGGUCUUGCCCAGUGCUUUUAACGUCCCCAGUCAGAUUCUUGACAUUCUGUAGACUUCAAGAGUGGGGCUUCGUUUUUAUGUACACUUCAAUUAAAAUGUAGUCCAGCAAUUAUCAGGCAGUUAGUACCUUGAAAACCAUACAGAGAAUCUCUGUAGCUCUCAGUCGCAGGCGUGCUCUGCCAGGUGUUGCCUGUCCACACUGGUAGGAUGAAUGUGCAUGUACUGUGCUGCUGACAUCCUUAAGAAUCCCACCUUGUAUUGUGUGAAGGGUAGCUAUUCUUUCAGCAAACCUGAUUCGGAAAACACCGGGGGCUCAGUGAGUGAGUAAAAAUAGCAGGAAGGGUGUGUAGACCACACUGCGGAAGCUCUGUUGCUGACUCAGGUUUUCCUCCUGUCUUACUCCGGUCGACGCAUGCCUGCAGGGUCCUCCUCUGAGCGAGGGCGCCCGCGGUGCUGGACGCACCACACCAGCCACGGCCCGUGCGCAGGGACCAGGUCUGUGCUGGAGAGGUCAUUUCAUUCUUUCCUGCUGAGUAUCUUUCCUGUUAGUGUUUAUACUGAGCUAGUACUGUAAUUUGCAAAUGAGUGCAAAUUUAAAUGCAACGUUUUCCUCAUGAUUUGCACAUUCACAUUUUUUGGACUGCUAGUUUUUCUAUUUAAAUAUUUGCCUUCAUGUUAGGAAUGUAAUGUGAACAAGACAUAUUUGUAGUUAACCAACACACACCUUCUUAGUCCAGUUUAUUACUUCUUCUUUUUAUUGUGUUCAAGAUUAAAACAUUUAAGGCCAUGUUGAAACUGCACCAAUAGAGCAUUUCAUAUCAACUCAAAUGAAUGUUAGGCUUUUUGUGGCCAGUUAAGUCGAUGAGAUUGGUGGUAUUAUUUAUUGCCACAGCCUAUUGUAUAAACUAUGCAGAGUUAAAUACCAUUUGCUUAUAAAAUCUUAGCCAGUGUUGUCAUAUUUUGAUGUAUUUCCUAGGUUAUGACCAAAAAUAUGUUCUUGAGAUAUUGAAACCAUUGUCUGCGUGUGUCUACAUGUUUACCAGCAAAUUGUCUCAUCAUGUUCGAGAGAACGUUUAAUGCCUGUGGUGAAUAGUAAAACAUAAUGGUGUAAAGCACCUUUCGCUGAAGGCGACGUGAUGUUCAUGCUGUGAAAUACCUAUGUAACAGAAGAAUAAAUGUUAUUUGUUAGAGUUUUA